Messenger RNA from Coprinopsis cinerea okayama7#130, 1449 nucleotides. Its product is annotated as ACE1 transcription factor. The transcript has 5 exons. Gene Ontology annotation, molecular function: copper ion binding; DNA-binding transcription factor activity, RNA polymerase II-specific; RNA polymerase II cis-regulatory region sequence-specific DNA binding. The coding region runs from base 1 to 1449 and encodes 482 amino acids. Gene Ontology annotation, biological process: intracellular copper ion homeostasis; intracellular iron ion homeostasis; positive regulation of transcription by RNA polymerase II. Lineage: Eukaryota; Fungi; Basidiomycota; Agaricomycetes; Agaricales; Psathyrellaceae. The record is from RefSeq and is a predicted model, not a curated record. Gene Ontology annotation, cellular component: nucleus.
AUGUGGCCGGCCAAAUCGUACCGUGGCACAACAGCGACCGCCAAAGUGUCAAACCCAGUUCUCCAUAAGACCAACCCUUCUCCAGCCUCUUUCUCCAACGCCGUCCCCGCGUCCCCCAUGAGCAAUGGUGUCUAUGUCAACGACAAGAAGUUUGCUUGUGAAUCCUGUAUCAAGGGCCACAGAUCGUCCUCUUGUCACCACACAGACCGACCUCUGUUCGAAAUAAAGAAGAAAGGACGGCCUGUGUCCCAAUGCACCAAGUGCCGCGAGCUCCGCAAGUCGAAGAAGGUUCACUCGAAAUGCACCUGCGAUAACAACAGCCAGAAGGCCCGGAAAGAGCAGCUCGUACCACUGUCUACAAGCUCGAAGACACGUCGAUACAUCCCGAUCGUACCAGCCCUUCCCAAUGGCCUCAAAGAUGCCCUCCAAAGCUCGAAAUCUCCCGCCAUACCCGCCGACGAGCGUCAACGGGUUGAUUCACUACUGAACCCAUGCACUUGCCAAGACGUUUGGAACUGUAAAUGCCAGGCAGCUGGUCCGAGCUCUCUCGCCCAGCAACAGCCUAUCGCUAUGAAGAGUCCCAAUCCCCUCGAAGCUCUGGCUCACGUCGCUUCGCUAAGACGCAAUGAGGAACGCUCGACCAGCCUUUCAGGCACCUCCCGUGCCGGACCAUCUGCUCCCCCCACCCGCAAGGCUAAAAUCCCUCGCCCUCGUCCGCACAGCCCACAGCAUCAUACCUCUCGCAAACGUGCAAAGCCGAGCUCCCCAGGAACUUCCCCUGUCCCAUUGCCAGAUAUGGGCACUCCUUCCAUGCGCAUAAUCGCACCUGGCCCCGUUCUACCCACCACUUUCCCAGACUUUGGUGUCCUACCCGCUGCAAGUUUUGCCACUCCUUGCGUCGACUCGGGAUGUACCUGUGGGAUGCAAUGCGCCUGCCCAGGAUGCAUACAACAUCGGGGAGCUUCCCACGCAUCAGCCGACCACAAGGAUUGCGGAGAAGGGUGUGGGACCUGUAUCGACCGGAGCACAACAGAACUCCGACUCAAUGCAUCCAGAGGGACAUGGGAGACAACAGCACCUUCUUUCUCGAUUGGGCUUUCCUCAUCGUCUUCUUCUUCGGCCUCCCUUUCGGCGUCGUUUCUGGACCAAUUCUUUGCUCGAGCGGCUGCUCUCCCUCCUCCCCCUACCAAUCGCCGGGUGGCCCUUGACCCGACCGAUACUUCCACCACGGUGGAAUCAAGCAAUCUACCCAAGCUGGAUUGCUGCGGUGGUGCAUGCCUCUGUCCCAGGGGAAGCUGCUCCUGCCGCGCGAGUUGCGGGGGCGCUUGUUUGGAUGACCACCUGCAGCAACUUGCUCAGCCCAUACCUCCCGUUGUUGCCACCCCUUCUCACACUCCAAAAAGUUGCUGUGCUGGGAAACGAGCUACAGCGGCACUUUCCAUCGCUUAG